CCCUCUUCCCUCUCCCGAUAUUUUGUCUCAAGUCGCUUUACCUUAUAGACUCGAUCUCAAAGGUGCAAGCAACGGCAUACCUUCGUUUUUAGCGUAUACCUGUCGCACUCAUCGUCAGGCAUAUCACCGACUCUCGCUCGUGCCUCAACUACACGUACGGUUACUCCGGGAUAUUAUCCCUUUGUUAGAAGCGGGCACCCUGCUCGUCUGAAGGUCGACUACCGAGGAUCCUCAGCCCUCCGUUCCUACUAAUUACGAACACCAUGCAUACACUCUCCACAUUGGCGGCCCUUGCGGCUGCCAUCUCAACUGCCAGGGCCGCCUUCCAAGGGUUCAACUAUGGCAACGUUUUUACCGACGGAAGUCCCAAGACUCAGGCGGAUUUCGAGGCUCUCUUCGGAGCUGCCGCCAACCUCGACGGCACCGAUGGCGGGUUCACCAGCGCCCGACUGUACACCAUGGUUCAAGCUGGCACCGCCAACGACCCCAUCUCGGCCAUCCCUGCCGCCAUUAACACCGGCACUUCCCUGCUCCUCGGCAUCUGGGCCUCCGCUGGCGCCGACGUGUUCGCCAACGAGCUCGAGGCUCUGCGCAGGACCAUUGCGCAGUACGGCGAUCAACUGGACGGCCUGAUUGCCGGCAUCUCCGUAGGCAGCGAGGACCUGUACCGCAACUCGCCCACUGGUAUCGAAGCCGGCGAGAACCCCGGCGCCAACCCGGACACCCUCGUUGGCUACUUCGAGCGAGUCCGCGACGCCAUCCAGGGGACCCCCUUCGCCAAUUACCCCAUCGGCCACGUCGACACGUGGACGGCCUGGGACAACAGCAGCAACCAGGCGGUGAUCGACGCCUCCGACUUCAUCGGCUUCAACGGCUUCGCCUACUGGGAGGCGAACCAGGACAACGACGUCUCCAACGGCAAGAGCCUCUUCGACCGUGCUUUGGGCCGCGCCCGCAACGCCGUUGGGAACAAGCCCAUCUGGAUCACGGAGGUGGGCUGGCCCGUGAGCGGCGCCACCGUCGGCCAGGCCGUUCCCUCGGCCGAGAACGCCGAGAUCUUCUGGAAGGACGUCGGCUGCCCGCUGUUCGGCGAGACCAAUAUUUGGUGGUACACCCUGCAGGACAGCGCGCCUUUUGCGUCCAGUCCCAGCUUCGGCAUCAUCGGCUCGGAUGUGACUACCCAGCCCCUGUUCGACCUCACCUGCGAUGCUCCCGCGCCUCCCCCUUCGUCUGCUGCCCCGACCACCGGCACUCAGGCUCCCACCGAGACCGAUGGCGGUGCCGUGCCGGGUCCCACGAGCCCCGAAGACGAUAACGGCGAUGACGGUCACGAUGGUGGUGAUGAUGAUGAUGAUGAUGAUGAACCAGCGCCCACCGUCACCGAGUCUCCCCACGUCCCUGAGCCCACCGGUGACGGGGACCACGGCGACGAUGGCCACGGUGAUGACGAGGGUCACGAUGACGAUGGCCACGAUGACGGUGGUGUUAUGCCUCCCCCAUCUGUGCCAACUGAUUCCCCCGCACCACCAGAGGAGCCGGUGCCUACUCAGCCCGGUGAGGGAGGCAACGCCACCACCAUAGUCCCGCCCCCUGUCGCUACCGGCGAUGAAGAUGAAGACGGACCCCCCGUCGAGGCGGGCGCAUCGUCUCUGACUUUCAGUGCGGCCUGCCUGGCCGUCAUGUUCGCUGUGGCGGUCUUCUAA
Molecule: messenger RNA, 1703 nt
Organism: Sodiomyces alkalinus F11
Lineage: Eukaryota; Fungi; Ascomycota; Sordariomycetes; Glomerellales; Plectosphaerellaceae
Product: glycoside hydrolase
Exons: 3
Coding region: 264-1703 (479 amino acids)
Biological process (GO): carbohydrate metabolic process; cell wall organization
Cellular component (GO): extracellular region; cell surface; fungal-type cell wall
Molecular function (GO): 1,3-beta-glucanosyltransferase activity; glucan endo-1,3-beta-D-glucosidase activity
Source: RefSeq, a predicted model, not a curated record